ACAGAGAAGUUUUCAAAGGGUGAUCUCCCUCUUCAAUAUAAAGGGAAACUUGUCUCAGAGGAUGAAGGUUAUCAAAGAGAAGAUUUGCAUGUGGAAGAAGUAAGAAGCUUUCUCUUCUUUUUUAAGGAUGGAUUCAAGUGUUUACGGUAAGUUAUUUUAAUUACAAUACAGUAAAACAUCACUAACCGUAAGCGCCAAGUUAAACAAAAAAGAUUUUAAGGUAGUGAGGGAGGCUGUCCUAAGACUACUGUACACAAAUCGACCUGAAUGAAUUCAAAAUAGGCUUCAUGAGAUUGUUAAUCACUGAUACUGAAAUACAUACUAUUUUGUGUGUAAUGUGCUUCAUGAUUUGUCAUCAUUUGCAUAUUACUCCAAAUGAAAUAAAAUUACCAUCAAAAUAUAUGGUACUUUUUUUGCACUUUUUUGGCUUUAUCAUGAGUUGCAUUUAAGUUUCAUUGUAAAUAAAGUAGUUGUGUAAUUUUAGAUGGGCUUGGUCUGCGCCACACAACCGAAGGAAGAACUGAAACUAAGUCAUCAAACCUUACACUACACUUUUACAAGGAACAAAUUGAGAUUGCUUUUUUCCAAUUAUGACUUUGAUUUUUGUGGAUUUUCUAGCCUUGAUGCAACAUUCUCUGCUGGACUUGGAAGACUAAAGAACGAUAAUCCAAUAAAUAAAGCAAAUGAGAAAGAUUAA
Molecule: messenger RNA, 697 nt
Organism: Pocillopora meandrina
Lineage: Eukaryota; Metazoa; Cnidaria; Anthozoa; Scleractinia; Pocilloporidae
Source: the annotation of a GenBank genome assembly